Durusdinium trenchii is the source of this 1406-nucleotide messenger RNA. The record is from the annotation of a GenBank genome assembly. NCBI's taxonomy places the organism in Eukaryota, Dinophyceae, Suessiales, Symbiodiniaceae.
GGGGAGUCUUUAUCCGAGCAGCCGGAUCUACGCAACACAUCGGGUCGCACUUGAGCGCACAACUCCAAUGGAGCAGGUGAGCAGAGGGCAAUGCUCGCUGCUUAAACUAUGUGGGCAUCGCGGCCUGACGAAACUUCAUCAACUCAGGUUGAGAUCACUUUGUGUGAAUGAGCAGCUUCAGAGAGGGCGUCGUGAAUCUUUUUGGUGCUGGUUGUGUUCAUCCUUGCAUCGGACCUGCUAAAGUGAUGCUACAACAAUGCCACGAUAUGUUGUGUGUUCAACUCAACUCGGCAAGAAUGCCAUCAUACCCCAGAGAAAGCAUGUUGAUCAUUUUUGGACGCUCUUGAAUAUCCAGACUUCCAUUUGCCCUUUCGUGUUUUAGCCGGCCCAGCACAGGUCACAAAGACUUUUUUGUUCAUUUCUUGCGGUUAAGCAGCUGAAGCAUCGUAGGUGUUUCAACUUGUUCAGUUCACCGUAUUGCUUUAUUUCACAUAUAAACCCCUUGGCAUCUGGAACUCACUUUACCGCGCGACUUGCCCAAAAACUCGGCAGUUUAGUUUGAUGUCAAAGAAGUCCCCUCCUUGGAGGGGCUUAACUUUCUGAGAUCCAAAGACAACUUACUAAUUAGGUUGGAGGCCAUCGCUAUUAGGUUGGAGGAUGUUGGAGGCCAUCGCUAGUAGGUUAAAGCACUUUGAUAACGAAGCUUAACUCUAAAGUGAUCACUGUGGCGGUUUCCACUGAGACUGACUCGCCCCUCACGCCCAGGCCUCUUUGCUUUUGCAUUCCUCCUUUGUGCUUUGUGCCCCCCAGGCCACACAGCUUGGCACCUCACUCGGGCCACGCACGAAGCCAUAUGAAGCCUGAAGUCUUUCGUUUGAAUCAAAGAAAUCAUCUCGUUUUGCAUUCUUGCCGCUCUGUCGCGCGUUGUUGUGCUGGCGAGCGGCCAAAGAGACCGUUCGCCCCAAGACGCAAAUGGCAGACAUCGCUCUGCAGUGCUGUUGCCAUGCGGAUUCGAUAUGGGAGCUUGUCCAAACCUGUGCGCAGCUUGAGACCGUUGCAGCCCUAUCAUUGCCUUUUGUGGUCACAAGGCAAGUUGAAGAUGUUGAAGUUCAGCUUUUCGGUGCUGAGAAGUUCAAUGUGCAUCAGUCUCUCCAUGAAUCCAAAUGACCCAUCAAAGUCCAUCAAUACUUUUUGGAACCAAGGUGAGGAUGCUGGUUAGAGAGCUGCAAGAGAUAAGGAAUGAGUUUGGUUGACUCGGGCCGUCCUUGAAAAUAUGUUCCAGCGGCACACCGCUCAUGCAUGCCCCUGGGACUCAGUUCUGGAUUCGUAAGUGUUCAACUAAUGCUUCUUGUUCCUAAUAGCGUCCUUGCUCCUAGUAGUAAGGCCAGGAGCCCUUAGGAGCGUCC